AUGCGAAUAGUGACGCCGCAACGGUCCAAUUUGGUGAUGCAAAUGCUGCUGCAGAUCAAUGGCCAUGUCUCCAUCGUGUGGGCUUGCAGCUAUUUGCUGCACAUGAUCGUCUGUGUGGAUGUGCUGUGGAACUACAAGGGAUUGGCCAUGCUGGUGGCCUUUGUGCUGGCCACGGGUGCCGAAUCGUUGCGUCUCUAUGCCGGCUACUCGAUCAAUCUCUGCACCGGCGUCACAACGAUGUGGCUCCUAUUGACGCUGACGCCUUGCGUGCUGUUGCCCACGUUGCUCUAUUUGCGUCUGGUUGCUGUUUACGCCGUCACCUGGCUGCACAUUCUCUCGAAUCUGCAGUUUCUGUUGAUCACGCUCGAAGCUCUGGUGGCCAUCAUUCAUCAUGCUUUGUCUUCGGCCGCCGCCAGCGAAGUGGAGGGGAAGGGGAAUGGGAAGGGAAAGGAAACCGAAUUGAAAACAGAAACAGAGACAACGUUGCAGUGA
Molecule: messenger RNA, 492 nt
Organism: Drosophila albomicans
Lineage: Eukaryota; Metazoa; Arthropoda; Insecta; Diptera; Drosophilidae
Product: transmembrane protein 17B
Exons: 2
Coding region: 1-492 (163 amino acids)
Source: RefSeq, a predicted model, not a curated record